Bradysia coprophila is the source of this 1202-nucleotide messenger RNA. RefSeq lists its product as uncharacterized. Gene Ontology annotation, cellular component: plasma membrane. Gene Ontology annotation, molecular function: olfactory receptor activity; odorant binding. The record is from RefSeq and is a predicted model, not a curated record. Gene Ontology annotation, biological process: sensory perception of smell; detection of chemical stimulus involved in sensory perception of smell. Lineage: Eukaryota; Metazoa; Arthropoda; Insecta; Diptera; Sciaridae.
CCACGUCUGUUUAGUAUUGCAUAGAUUUCCAAACGCCUAACUACGACUGCAAUCUUACGAUGCAUUUGAUUCAAAUUCAUAAUGCAAUCGGUUCGAUAAAUUCUCUGUUUUAUCGGAUUGGUGUUUGGCAUCGCGGAGAUAAUCCAACAGUCAAAGAAAUAAGACUUAAGUUCGCUUAUUGCAUUCAAUUCGUACUGUUCCUGAUAUCAUCGGUAGUUGGAGCAAUUACGAAUGAAAGGAUAGAAGCGUCCAUCUUCUUAGCGCAAAUAUCAAUCGCCGCUGCUGUUUUGGGAAUAAAAUUUUUGUUUUUAAUUUGGAAACAACACAAAAUUCUUGAUUUGUUGAAUCGAGUCUGUGUCUUUACGGUUCUAAAUGAUGACGACUACAAUCUUUACAAGGAAAAACUUAAAGGAUUCAUGAAAUUUGUGCUUGUGUUUCUAAUUACUGUAGCUGUUAUUGGCUUUUCAGGUGCUGUAAUUUUAUUGUUCCUUGGAACUGAGAGAACUUUUUUUUUGGAAAUUGCAUUUCCUAUGGAUUAUAGAAGUAAUGAAUUUGCAUUCUGGGCUGCAACUAUUUUCAUUGUCACUUCGUAUUCGAUGGCGACAAUCGGAAUCUUUUUCACCAUAAUAAUUUGGUAUCUCCUUUUGGUUUGUUCUUUGAGAUAUGAAGUACUUGAAAAUGGGCUAAGGUAUAUGGGAAGACGCAGUGAACAGAGAAAGUUCAAACUGCACGACGAUUUCCUCGAAGAUCUGAAAUCGUCACACGACUCUUACAUACACAUAAUGAAACUAACAAACGAAUUGGAGUCUUUCCUCGCAAACCUAUUCUUCAUUCAGUUCAGCACCAGUGGGCUAUCUAUCUGCGGAUCGAUCUAUUGCCUGGCAUCUAAUAUCGGUGAUACUUUAUUGGAGCACGUCCUAUAUCUAUUGAUAUGUUUUUACUGUAUUGCUGAUCUAUUUAUGAUCACCUACAUGGGGAAUGAGAUCAUGAAUUCGAGCAAUCGUCUCUCAUACAGUUUAUUUGAAUCGGACUGGUACAAUCAACCACAAUCGACCAAGAAGAACGUCGUCAUUUUCGGUGAAUAUUUGAAGCGACCGAAAAAACUGCUGGUUGGCAAAUUGUACCCGCUAACGUUGGAGACGUUUACAAAGAUUUUAAACUCAGCCUACAGCAUGUUCAACAUAUUGAAAAGUUUUCAGUAG